Manihot esculenta (cassava) is the source of this 2777-nucleotide messenger RNA. Its product is annotated as probable xyloglucan glycosyltransferase 6. Gene Ontology annotation, cellular component: Golgi apparatus. The transcript has 5 exons. Bases 139 to 2163 code for a protein of 674 amino acids. The record is from RefSeq and is a predicted model, not a curated record. Gene Ontology annotation, molecular function: glycosyltransferase activity. NCBI's taxonomy places the organism in Eukaryota, Viridiplantae, Streptophyta, Magnoliopsida, Malpighiales, Euphorbiaceae.
UGGUUAAGACACUUGCUAAAUUUAGCCCGGCCCUGUCUUCCCUCCCUAUCACACACUCAUCGCCCAAGCAAACCACGCGCAGAGAGAUCUGAGGAGCCAAAAAAAAAAAAAAAUCGUUAGCGGUGCUCUUUCAUUUCUAUGAGUCCUGCGCAAAACUACGAGUUUCAAGAAUGGUGGAACAAACAACGCCAGUUUCUAGACCAAUCCGACAACGGUUUGCUCACCGUCGAGAUCCGCAGCCCCACCACACCUGAUACCACUGUUGACAAAGGCCAUACUCGUAGCGCCCGCCAGCUCUCCUGGCUCUGGCUUCUCAAAUUCCAGCAACUCGCUAGCUCCCUCGCUUGGUUCACCAACACCUUGUUUUAUUUCCUCCGUACUGCAAAUCGCAGGAUAGCUAGCUCCGAUUCACUCUCUGAUUCCUCCUCCUCGCGCCUGUAUAAAGUCAUUAGAGUGUUCUUGAUUCUGGUCGUUCUGUUACUCUGCUUUGAGUUAGUUGCGUAUUUUAAAGGAUGGCAUUUCAGCCCGCCGUCGGUGGAGUCCGCCGAGGCUAUGGUGGAGAGGGUGUACGCUACGUGGUUGGAAAUCAGAGCGAAUUACUUAGCGCCGCCGCUGCAGAGCUUGACCAAUGUGUGCGUCGUUUUGUUCUUGAUACAGUCGGUGGAUCGUGCGUUUUUGUUGUUGGGGUGUUUUUGGAUCAAGGUUAGGAAAUUGAAGCCGGUAGCGGCAGUGGAGUACGGAAACGUGGAUGGAGAGAGUGUGGAGGAGUAUCCCAUGGUGUUGGUGCAGAUUCCUAUGUGCAAUGAGAGGGAGGUUUACCAACAAUCUAUUGCCGCAGUUUGCAUCCAGGACUGGCCUAAGGGGAGGAUGCUUAUACAGGUAUUGGAUGAUUCUGAUGAGUUAGACGUCCAACUCCUUAUCAAGGCAGAAGUGCACAAAUGGCAACAAAGGGGCGUGCACAUAUUGUAUAGGCACCGUCUUAUACGCACAGGCUACAAGGCAGGCAACCUCAAAUCUGCAAUGAACUGUGAUUACAUAAAAGAUUAUGAAUUUGUGGCAAUAUUUGAUGCAGAUUUUCAGCCAGGAUCUGAUUUCUUGAAGAAAACUGUUCCUUACUUCAAGGGGAAUGAUGACCUAGCAUUGGUCCAAACAAGGUGGGCCUUUGUAAACAAGGAUGAGAACUUGCUUACCAGACUGCAGAACAUAAACUUAUCAUUUCACUUUGAGGUUGAGCAGCAAGUCAAUGGUGUCUUCAUAAACUUCUUUGGUUUUAAUGGAACUGCGGGUGUGUGGAGGACUAAAGCCCUUGAGGACUGUGGUGGUUGGAUGGAACGGACAACUGUUGAAGACAUGGAUAUUGCUGUUCGUGCUCACCUUUGUGGAUGGAAGUUUAUAUAUCUGAAUGAUGUUAAGUGCCUUUGUGAACUUCCAGAGUCCUAUGAGGCAUACAAGAAACAGCAGCAUCGCUGGCAUUCAGGCCCAAUGCAGUUGUUCCGCUUGUGCUUCCUUGACAUACUUCGCUCAAAGGUGAGCUUGGGCAAGAAAGCAAAUCUGAUAUUUCUUUUCUUCCUGCUACGGAAGCUUAUCCUACCUUUUUAUUCUUUCACUCUCUUCUGCAUCAUCCUACCGCUUAGCAUGUUCCUACCAGAAGCUCAGUUACCAGCCUGGGUUGUUUGUUAUGUCCCUGGGAUCAUGUCUAUCUUGAAUAUACUUCCAGCACCUCGAUCUUUCCCAUUUAUAGUUCCCUACCUUUUAUUUGAAAACACCAUGUCUGUCACCAAAUUCAAUGCCAUGAUAUCAGGAUUAUUUCGAUUUGGAAGUUCUUACGAAUGGAUAGUUACAAAGAAGUUAGGGAGAUCUUCAGAGGCAGAUUUAGUUGCUUUUGUUGAAAAGGAAUCAGAUCCACUAGUCCAAACUGGUAGCAUCCUCAGGUCUUCCUCAGAUUCAGGUUUGAAUGAGCUGAACAAGCUAGAGCACAAGAAAUCAGUGAAAAAGAGAAAGAAUCGAUUAUACAGGAAGGAACUUGCUCUGGCAUUCAUACUGUUAACUGCAGCAGUGAGAAGCUUGUUGUCUGCUCAAGGAAUUCACUUCUACUUCCUACUGUUUCAAGGGAUCAGUUUCCUAGUCGUUGGUCUUGAUUUGAUUGGAGAACAGGUUAGUUAAUACAAGGUUCCAACAUUCUAAUAUUAUUGUCGAAAGCUCUGUGGAGGGAUUUGGAGUAUAUGCAUUCACCAUAGUGACAAUGACUCCUUUAUAUACAUACCAAAAUUUGUAAAGUAGAGCCCUCGUCCUUGGAACUUGUUCAUUGGUUAUCAGCUCUGAAUUGAAGCAAAAUUUGAUUCGUUUGUGCUGUUUAUUCACGAACUGGGUGAAGGAGAAAGACCAUUGAAUCAAUAUGGUCAGUCAAUGUUGGUUAGUUCAAGUUGUGUCCGAAUGUUUGGUGGAUGUGAGAGAAAUGUCCGAAAUUGGUGCCGAGCAUUGAUUGAUUGAUUGAUUUCCACAUGGAAUUUAAAGGGUUAAAGGCACUAUUAUAUCAUUGAAUAUGUUAAUUUGUCAUUCUUUAAACUUUGGUGUUCCACAGAUAGUUUAGGGGCAUUGUAAAGCCCUAAAGUUAUAGAACGUUCCUAUAUUUGUCAACCUACAUUGAUGUUCGUGCAUUUGUUUAGAUUUGGUCUGAUGGGAAGGAAAGAAAAUGUUACCAAAUGGUAAAAGGUAUUGUUCAAGCGGAAGAAAGAAAAUUGAAUGUAGUCUUUUGCAAAGGAGCAGUAAUUGAUUGA